CCAGGUUUCUUAGGCAGCCACAGUCAUGGGGGAGACGGCCCGCAGUGCCGCGGGCUCCGCGCCUGGGGCGGCGGCUUCCGCCGAAGCUCCGCUGCAGUACAGCCUUCUUCUGCAGUACCUGGUGGGUGACAAGCGUCAGCCCCGGCUCCUGGAGCCUGGGAGCCUGGGCGGGAUCCCGAGUCCGGCCAAGAGUGAGGAGCAGAAGAUGGUCGAGAGGGCGAUGGAAAGCUGCGCCUUCAAGGCGGCGCUGGCCUGCUUGGGAGGAUUUGUCUUGGGAGGUGCAUUUGGGGUGUUCACUGCUGGCAUUGAUACCAAUGUGGGCUUUGACCCUAAGGAUCCUUACCGCACACCUACAGCAAAAGAAGUUCUUAAAGACAUGGGGCAGAGAGGAAUGUCCUACGCCAAAAAUUUUGCCAUCGUGGGCGCCAUGUUUUCUUGCACUGAGUGUUUGGUAGAAUCUUACCGGGGAAAAUCAGAUUGGAAGAACAGUGUCAUCAGUGGCUGCAUCACUGGAGGAGCCAUUGGUUUCAGAGCUGGCGUAAAGGCUGGGGUCAUUGGUUGUGGAGGUUUUGCUGCUUUCUCUGCUGCGAUCGAUUAUUACCUACGGUGAGAGCAGUUGCCUCCAGGGAAGGAUGAUGCCAGCCCAGGAUCAGAGCUGUUCUGUGUAGGGCAGUGUCUGCACCAUGCCGGGGCACUUGCUUCAGAGACUGAAGACAUUUGUUUUCCCUCACAUAGUUGGUGUCGUGAGGGAGCUGCCUGGCUGCAAUCUGCCACCUCUGAGCUGCCACGCUCUCUGCUCCUGGACUCCAGCCAGGCUGUGGGGGGCUGUGCCACGCCAGCCGCUCUCUUUCGGGCAGAUCAGGAGUCAGCGUGUUGACCUGUAGGAGUUGAGUCCCGCAGACGUUCAGUCCUGACCACAACUGGCCCUCUGGUGGUUUGGUGCCGUGGGAAUGGAGGGGACUUCACAUAUACCCGGGAAGCUGUUCUACCUUGGACCUCCAUGCCGUCAUCCAUCUCACACACUGGGGCAGGGCAAAGUGAAUUUAUGCCAUCCGACCAAUGAUGUCAUUUUGUUUAGUGUUCUGCCUUGUUAAAAAACAUAUAUAUAUAUGUAUUUAUAUUACAGUUUAAAAGGUUG
Messenger RNA from Orcinus orca (killer whale), 1138 nucleotides. It is a transcript of the gene TIMM22, whose product is annotated as translocase of inner mitochondrial membrane 22. The transcript is spliced from 4 exons. Gene Ontology annotation, molecular function: transmembrane protein transporter activity. NCBI's taxonomy places the organism in Eukaryota, Metazoa, Chordata, Mammalia, Artiodactyla, Delphinidae. Bases 26 to 610 code for a protein of 194 amino acids. Gene Ontology annotation, biological process: protein insertion into mitochondrial inner membrane. Gene Ontology annotation, cellular component: TIM22 mitochondrial import inner membrane insertion complex. The record is from RefSeq and is a predicted model, not a curated record.